GUACUAUAUUAACGGAUGCUUUCAGAAAGCAGCUGUGGUUGUUUGAUUGAUGGUUGUGGAUGUUUUCGUCUAGCAGAGAAGAUAGAAAGAAAGAAAGAAAUGGAUCCGCAGGAGACAGCAGGCAAACCCAUAAGAUGCAAAGCUGCAAUAUGUAGAAAGCCAGGAGAAGCUCUUCUGAUAGAAGAAAUCGAAGUAGCUCCUCCAAAAGCUUUGGAGGUUCGGAUCAAAUUAAUCUGCGCUUCUCUUUGCCACAGUGAUCUUACCUUCUGGAAGCCCAGUCCUGGAUUUCCCUCGUUGUUUCCAAGGAUUUUCGGGCACGAAGGAGUUGGUGUUGUUGAGAGUGUGGGAGAGGGGGUGGAGGAAGUAAAGCAAGGAGAUGUGGUGCUGCCGGUCUUUCUCCCCCACUGUGGGGAGUGCCGUAACUGCAAGUCAUCGAAGAGCAACAUGUGUUCGAAGUUCCUAAUUAAGUUCGGCAAUGGGAUGCCAAGGGACGGAAGCAGCAGGUUCAAGGACUCCAAUGGCGAGCCGAUACACCACUUUUUAUUUGUGUCCAGCUUCUCCCAGUACACGGUUGUGGAUGUCUUCCAUGUCGUCAAGAUAAAUCCCCAGAUGCCUUUGCCAGCCGCCUGCUUGCUUAGCUGUGGAGUGACCACUGGAGUGUAUGCAGCAUGGAAGGUCGCGGAGGUGGAAGAGGGCUCCACGGUAGCCAUCUUUGGGCUUGGAACUGUGGGAUUAGCGGUGGCCGAGGGAGCCAGGACCCAAGGAGCUUCAAAGAUCAUAGGCGUUGAUUUGAAUCCUCACAAGUUUGAACUUGGGAAAAGAUUCGGACUCACUGAUUAUAUCAAUCCCACCUACUGUGUGGAGAAUCGGGUAGCCGAGGUGAUCCGAGAGAUGACAGAUGGUGGUGCUGACUACUGUUUCGAGUGCGUCGGCCUGGCAUCAUUGAUGCAAGAUGCCUUCAACAGCUGCAGAGAGGGUGGCGGAAAGACUGUUGUUCUGGGAGCAGAGAUGCAUGGCUCGCCCCUGAGUUUGGACUCGCGUCACAUCCUCACGGGCAAGACCAUAACGGGCUCAUUGCUUGGAGGUUGUAAUCCCAAGUCUGAUAUUCCAGUCCUUGCCCAAAAGUAUCUCAACAAAGAGGUGAGGUUGGAUGAAUUUGUGACCCAUGAAGUGAGCUUGAGGGACAUAAACAGGGCUUUUGAUUUGCUUCUCCAAGCCGAAUGCCUCAGAUGCAUAAUAUGGAUGGAUAAAUAGGCCCAUUCACACCCCCCCUCACUUGAUACAAGGGUACUCAAUUAUGCUUGGUUUGAAGAAGAGUUGGGUUGGAUUCUGACCCCUAUGAAUCAUUGAUGGCCUAAAAGCUGAGCUGCUACUCACAUUUUUGAGUCAUGCUUGGCAUGACCAGUCACAGUCACUGCCUCACUAUGUAUUGGGCCUAGCCGUCCCGUCAUGGGUAGGCCCACCCCAACUCUCGCUCUUUUGCAUACAUGCAUCGACAUAUUAAGAGAAAAUUAAAAACAAAAAUAAGGAAAGUAUUGUGGGUUGGCUUGUUUGGCCUAAUUGGAAGCCCAGAAGCUGGGUUGGGGCAACUCACCCAUAGUUUAUACGGAAAUAAAAAUAAAUAAUAUUUUUUGAAAAAGUAAAAAACAAAAACACGACAUAAAUAAAAAAAAAUAUAAAGAUCUUCUUAUAAAUAUAAAUUUUAAUAUAAAAAAAUAGUUAUUCAAUUUAAACAUAAAUAUAAAUUUUAUUGUGCAUUUAAAACAAAUUUCAAAAAAAAAUUGUCUCUAAUUUUUUUGUUGAAGAGUCCAAAAUUGCAAAAAUAUCCUAAAAAUAUUUUUCUAACUUUUUUUGACAUUUUGAAAAUAUUGAAAUAACUCAAAAUAUUUUCGUACAUCAUAAACUCACUUAGCUUGUUCAUCCUUUGUUGGGGUUUAGCAGCCCAUCAUCACAAUCUAUCUUCUUAAUGCUAAGCUAAGUUAAUACUAUUAUAAUUUUAUAUUUACAUAAUUUUUUGAUAAUGUUAUUUUUACACUAAUUUUUGAAGGAUAAAUUAUAAAUUAAUAUAGUAAAGUAUUCAAAAUGAAUGAACACCUUCAAUAAAAAUAAUUUUUUGAUUUUCCCCAAUCAUUUUCUUAUUCUCAUGAUAUCAUAAUCAAAUAUGAAUUUUUUAAAUUUUCAAAUAAAAUAUGUCCGACUUCAAAUUGAAAUUUUGAUUCAAUUAAAGAAAGAGUAAGCUUAUUUUUUUCUGGUUCUAAGAUCAAUAGUUUUAGUGGUUGUUAUUGGUAUUUUCCGUACCACUAUUUAUGGGUUGGGCACAACCUAGCAGACUGACCCAAUCGUCAGAAGCCCAAUAAAUCUAAGACCAAACUCAUCAGAAUAAGGUCACAUGUCGCUAAAACUCAAGCUUAGAUCGUGGAGCUAAGUAAGAUUCAAUUGAGCUUUCAUUCUAACAAGCUCCCAACGAGCUUCCAACAAAUCAGCCUAAUCUUUCAGCUCGCUUAAUAACAUUGCUGCUGAAUAACCGGAAGCAAGGACCCAUCUACUUUAUCUAAAACAAACCAGAUUCCUAGUAAUACGGAGCUCAUUCCUGCCUUUAUGGGAUUGAUAAGGACAUAUUGUCUCCAUGAUGACAUUCUUCCAAUUUUUAGAUUUUAUGCAAUUAUAAACACAUUUUACUAUAAACAAGAGUCAAAAAUACUUUUCUGAAAAAGAGAUAAUGACAAGAAUAAUAUACUAUUACUUUGUCGAAAUACCUAAAAAACAGUUGUAGAGUAAACAUUGUUCUAACUGAAUCACGCAAAAUUUCCCUACAUAUCAUUUAUCUUUGCUUCUACUUUGUUUUUCCUCUUUGUGUUUGGACUUAUUCUCUCGUAGCGGGCCUAUGAAUCACGAUCGACUAAUUCUAAACGUCAAUAGUGAUCGACUCGGUUCUUUCAAAUUAUUUCUCAUUAUUAAGAAAAGAUAACAAAGAUAAAAUACAAGUUUCAAAUUAUAACAAUUUCUUUUAAGGAAGUA
This is a messenger RNA of Diospyros lotus (date-plum), 3018 nucleotides long. Its product is annotated as alcohol dehydrogenase-like 1. The coding region runs from base 16 to 1254 and encodes 412 amino acids. Gene Ontology annotation, biological process: formaldehyde catabolic process. The transcript has 11 exons. Gene Ontology annotation, cellular component: cytosol. Gene Ontology annotation, molecular function: S-(hydroxymethyl)glutathione dehydrogenase [NAD(P)+] activity; zinc ion binding. The record is from RefSeq and is a predicted model, not a curated record. NCBI's taxonomy places the organism in Eukaryota, Viridiplantae, Streptophyta, Magnoliopsida, Ericales, Ebenaceae.